Messenger RNA from Zea mays, 1630 nucleotides. RefSeq lists its product as uncharacterized. Gene Ontology annotation, molecular function: GPI-anchor transamidase activity. The record is from RefSeq and is marked provisional. NCBI's taxonomy places the organism in Eukaryota, Viridiplantae, Streptophyta, Magnoliopsida, Poales, Poaceae. Gene Ontology annotation, biological process: attachment of GPI anchor to protein; proteolysis. The transcript has 10 exons. Gene Ontology annotation, cellular component: GPI-anchor transamidase complex. The coding region runs from base 158 to 1366 and encodes 402 amino acids.
UGGAGUUGGGCCUGCCCACCUCCCGGCCGGUCCGCCGCGCGGUUCCAGUUUCGCCUCUCGUCGCCGGUCCUGGCGAGCCCCGCCUCCUUGAUCUCCGACCAGCAGCUUCCCCACUGCCCACUCCCCAGCCCCGGACGUGCCCUUCGCCGGUGCUGUCAUGGCGUUCGGCCGACGGAGCCCCGGAUCCUCGCGGCACCCUCCCGCGCUCACCAUCGUCACGGCGCUACUCCUCGCCUCCCUCUACUUCGCCGCCGCGGCGGCGGCUCUAUCGCCCACCGACGCGAUGCACAACAACAACUGGGCCGUGCUCGUGUGUACCUCCCGCUUCUGGUUUAAUUAUCGACACAUGGCGAAUACAUUGUCCCUAUACAGGACUGUUAAGAGAUUAGGAAUACCUGAUGAGCGAAUCAUACUUAUGUUGGCGGACGAUAUGGCCUGUAACCCAAGGAACAGCUAUCCUGCCCAAGUUUUCAAUAAUGAGAACCACCAGCUAAAUCUCUAUGGUGACAAUGUUGAGGUCGAUUAUCGAGGGUAUGAGGUGACAGUUGAAAAUUUCUUGAGAGUUUUGACUGGCCGACAUGAAAGUGCUGUACCAAGAUCGAAGCGUCUUCUUAGUGAUGAAGGAAGUCAUAUACUUUUGUACAUGACUGGACAUGGUGGUGAUGAAUUUUUGAAGUUCCAAGAUUCUGAAGAGCUUCAGAGCCAUGACUUAGCAGAUGCUGUGAAGCAAAUGAAGGAGAAGCAUAGAUUUAAAGAGCUGCUGAUAAUGGUAGAUACCUGCCAAGCUGCUACUCUCUUUUCACAGCUUCAGUCACCUGGUGUUUUGGCGAUUGGUAGUAGCAUGAAGGGUGAAAACUCUUAUUCUCACCAUCUUGAUUCAGAUGUAGGUGUUUCUGUUGUGGAUAGGUUUACCUAUUAUACACUUGCUUUCUUUGAGAAACUGAACAUGUAUAGCAAUGCCUCACUGAACAGCCUUUUCACCUCAUACAAUCCUUCCAUGCUGUUGUCUACUGCAUAUUAUCGAAUGGAUCUUUAUGAACGUCCCUUAAAUGAGGUGCCUGUGACAAAUUUUUUUGGAUCAGUCAUGAAGACUCUCCACACUGAUUCAGCCUACACAGGUUUCUUGGCUGCGCAUGACAAUGAAACUCCAAUGUCCACGGGAGAUAACCUUGAUGAUCAUUUCAUGUUAAAGGGCAGGGCUAUCGCACGAAGAUCAACCAUAGAAAAGGAGGCACAAUUAACACCGCAUGGAUGGACUGAAGUUCUGGCUGAACAGCUGGAGGGAAAGAAUACUGAUACUGUUGUGAUGUAUGGUCUGGGAGCUAUGGGUAUACUGUUGGCACUUUCAACCUGGUUAUCAAUGUAGGCACCAAAAAAGUGUGGUUCGUAGUCUCUUACGCUAUCCAUCUCUGGUCCGCGUGCGAGAGAGAGAAAAGAGAUAAUAUGUUUGGGAGGUCUUUUAGAUUUUUUCUCUUGGUUUUUAAAUUCAUUAACGAUGAUUAGAGUUCUUUAGAAAAUGCUGUAUGUAGUUCUUUAGGGAUUACUGUGUUAUCGUUUUAUUUAUUUAACAUGAUCUUUUGGGAAAGACUUGUGCAUAUGGAAGUUUGGUUAUCUUGAUAGCCAUUUGAGU